UGGAGUUUCAACUUUGGACCCAGAGAAGAGCUCAGCUGAGUGAUACAAUAUAGAAACUCUUCAGAGACAAACGCUUCUCCAAAACGGGAUAUUUUGGUUGGGGGUUUUUGUCUUGGGGCUUUGCCACCCAAGCAAGGAAACCAUGGAGUACUAUCCUGAUCAGCAGGGUUAUGAUGGCAUGGAGCUGCUCGACUGGCUGUUUGAUCAAAACGACGGCACCCUCCGGCACGACAAAAUGGGACAAGCAGGCAACCAGCAACACCACUGGCCCAUGCAGGAGCCGAAUGUGCGUUGGACUAUGCUCCAGCUGGCUGAACAGGCGGACGCCGACUUCCUCAACGCCCUCCUGAGUGGAAGUGAUUCUAUGUUGGGCUCACCUCUUUGGGCCCCCUCGCCCAGCGACAGCGGGAUCAGCGAGGACCCGCCCUCGGACCAGAUGGAUAGCCCACAGCGACCCGAGAGCCCCCCCGGCGAUGCCCGUUGUUUGAGUCUGAGGCCACAAAGCAAAGCAGCCUUGGAGGCCCGAGUGGCCAUCAAGUCCAACGACUGGAAGGCCGAGCUCCCCACGGAGAAGACAAGAGCGCCACAAUAUCCUUCGGAUAUAAACAGAGUGCAGUCAUCCUCUGGCUUGCCGCUGACUGUUAAGGAUCUGCUGCUGUCUGGCAUGGCAGAGCCACCCCCCCAGCCAUUCCAGCAGUAUAUUCAAGAACUGAUUCUCAAUGAAGAUGAGAAGAAGCUCUUAGCCAAGGAGGGCGUGACUUUACCCAGCCAACUGCCGCUCACAAAGAAUGAAGAACGGAUCCUGAAGAAAAUACGCAGAAAGAUUCGCAAUAAGCAGUCGGCCCAGGAGAGCCGCAAGAAGAAGAAAGAGUACAUUGAUGGACUGGAGAGCAGGAUGGCCGCAUGCAAUGCACAUAACCACGAGCUGCAGCACAAAGUGUCCCAGCUAGAGAAAUGCAACAUGUCACUAAUGGAACAGUUGCGCAAGCUCCAAGCUCUGGUUAUGAAUACAUCUAACAAACCGGCCCAGACUGGGACGUGCUUGCUGGUGCUUCUGCUGUCCUUCUCCCUAAUCCUCUUUCCCAGCCUCAAGCCCUACGCCAACACCAAAGUCAGCCAAGGAGACUUCAGCCCAGUCAGAAUCCAGUCACGGUCUCUGCAGAACCUCCAAUCCUCCCGUGUGCUGCACGCUAUCGACUCCACGUUGUUGACCGAAGACGAAGCGAAGCCUGCACACUUGCAUUUCCCAGGAGAUUCGGGAUUGGAAAUUACCAGUCUGAUGGGGAACAUGAAGCUGAAGCAAGAACUGGACGCUGUGUCCCGAAACAGCAGCCAGGAAGAAAGCCUGGGUCAUUUCCACCUGGACCCUAUCACUGGCCAUGUCGCCACAGUCACCUUGGAUCCUAAACGCUCUGCUGGGCUGCCUCCGAAUGCUGAUGACAUGUAGAACCAAUUGUCCUCAUCCAUUGGUUUUAAUCAUGUUGUCAUGAAUAUGUUUUGUAUCAGGGUGUUGUGUGUUAAAAUGAAAUUGCCUGUCAGCUGGCCUCAUGAGAUUUCAUAAGCAAACAGCGUGAUUUAGGAGCGUUUGAGAAAAAAAAACAAAAACAAAGAAAGCAGCCAAUAGCGUGGUGCCACUGUGAUCUCAGUGGAUAAUUUCUUAACUAUUGAGAGGAAUUUGGAAUGCAUGCUUUCUUUGAUGGAGAAAAUAGCCUGAAAUAAAUGAUGUCACAAAGAGGCAGGAUGUCCAAAUGCUGUGCCAGCAAGGCAUCUUCUCCCCCCAGGAGGCUUCAGGACUCAAUGCUUGUCUGUGAAGCAGUGAUCGAACGUCUCGACAAGGCAUCUCUCAAAAGGCAAAUAUGUAAGUAGGGACAACAAAAGGGAGAAAACUAGGCCAAAGGUCACUUGAACAGCCGCUUAUCACAUGACCUACAGCUCACUUAUUGACAUGUUGACAUAUUUUCUUAUUAGAGAAGCCUAUCUGACCUUUACAGCAGACACUGAUGAGAUGAAAAACUUCCAGCUGUUAAUUCGAUCAUAAUUUAUUAUUUAAGGUAGUAUAGUCGUCCCUCGCAGUACAGUGUUCCUUCGUUUAUCGCAGGGGAUAGGUUCCCAAAGUAGCCCGCAAUGAGUGAAAUCCACAAACUUUGAGGAUUUUGUUAAGCAUUAGUUACAAAAAGUAAUUUUAGCAGGAAAAAAAUAUAAAAUACUUGUAUAUAAGAACAUUUUUCCCCAACAAAUGUAUUCUGAGAUUAUUAUGACUAUUUUGCAUGCACAGUACAGGUAUAUGGCAGAUCUAUAAUUCUAAAACUACAAAUUUUCUGUAAAAAAAAAACAAACAAAAAAAACAGAUAUUUUCAAACAAAACAAGCAUUAUUUUUGGACAUAAUUUAGAUGUUUUCCUUUUUUUAAGUUCUGGUUUUUGGCACCACUUAAGCACCGACUCCAGUUCAAAAUUACAAUUUAAUUUAUUCUGUUAUGCAGAAGUUCCUUGUCUUGCAGUGUCAUUACCUUUUCUGGUGCUGCUUUCUUGAAGUGGAGCGCCACCAGCAGGAAGUACAAGGUAGAGUGUUUUGGUAAAGUGUUCGUGUGGGCUUCUCAGCAUGCCUUGUGUUUGUGUUGAUUGCACUGCGAGUGAUGUAGUGGUUCGAGUUGAUGACCCUCUGUUCUUUUGCGUUGUGCGGGGUGAGUAUUUGCUAAGCUGCAAAUAAAAGAGCACUUCCUUCAAACAAUUUGGAGUUUGCCACUGACCCGAAGUU
Messenger RNA from Dunckerocampus dactyliophorus (ringed pipefish), 2756 nucleotides. It is a transcript of the gene creb3l3a, whose product is annotated as cAMP responsive element binding protein 3-like 3a. Bases 143 to 1447 code for a protein of 434 amino acids. Lineage: Eukaryota; Metazoa; Chordata; Actinopteri; Syngnathiformes; Syngnathidae. The record is from RefSeq and is a predicted model, not a curated record. The transcript is spliced from 10 exons. Gene Ontology annotation, cellular component: nucleus. Gene Ontology annotation, molecular function: RNA polymerase II cis-regulatory region sequence-specific DNA binding; DNA-binding transcription factor activity, RNA polymerase II-specific. Gene Ontology annotation, biological process: regulation of transcription by RNA polymerase II.